Thelazia callipaeda (thelaziosis nematode) is the source of this 948-nucleotide messenger RNA. NCBI's taxonomy places the organism in Eukaryota, Metazoa, Nematoda, Chromadorea, Rhabditida, Thelaziidae. The record is from the annotation of a GenBank genome assembly.
AUCUCACAGAGCGAUAAUCCUCAAGAGGAAUUCAGAAGUACAAAAUCUAGUGAUGAUGUGAUAAGUCCAUCUGAAAUACCGAAAUCACUUUCUCAAAGCUCACCUCCUGAGCAUGAAGGUAGCAUCCAAGUGAAAAAGUUUCCGACUCCAGAAUUAAGAAAGUGUUCCGGAAAAAACAUCUCAGGCUGUGAUUUGACUAAGAAUUCAAGAGAUAAAAUUCUGGAACUACCAUUCUCGAACCGUUAUCAAAUUUUACUUGUUACAGCGGACAGAAAUUCAGCAAAAGGGGAGUCGAAGGACGAAAAUGGUUUUAUAUUUUACAAAUGUCGUUUCUGCGGACUUACUUAUAACUACCUGACAACACUGCGAGCUCACGAACGUGUGCAUAAUAUUGAUGAGCCGUAUAAAUGCAAUCGAUGUUCCGAAUCGUUUCAUUACCUGUGUGAAUUAGAAUACCAUGCUAAGCAACAUACAGGUAGCUGUUGUUCUCCAUCUGCUUAUUACAUGAUGUUAAUCUAUAUUUGCUUAUAUUUAACUGAACAAGAUUUAAAGGGUUAUAAAUGUGAGUGUGGCAGAACAUUUCAUACUUACACCGAUUUGCUGUAUCACAAACAUCCAGAAGAUGAGAAUGAAGAAGUAAUUGUUUCAAAAGAACCCAUAAAGAAACCUGCUUCCUCUCCUGUACCUGAAGAUAGUUUUCCCGUUCCUGAAUUCAUGGAAAAAGGAUUUGAGCCAAAGCAUCCUAUGAAGGUCUAUUCUGAUAUCCGCCUUAAUCCCUACAUUUGCCAAUACUGUUCGAAGAGUUAUCCGAAUAGCAGAAUGUUGGCAUAUCAUAUGUAUGGACAUCGAGGUGAAAAAAUAUUCAACCCUCGCGCUUCGAGAUAUUUGAUGGCACGAAGUGAGACUUCUUUCUCUCGAAGUUUAGGAAGUCCAAAAGGAACUUUAUAA